Molecule: messenger RNA, 2217 nt
Organism: Perca fluviatilis (European perch)
Lineage: Eukaryota; Metazoa; Chordata; Actinopteri; Perciformes; Percidae
Product: zgc:171566
Exons: 9
Coding region: 1-867 (288 amino acids)
Biological process (GO): tetrahydrofolylpolyglutamate metabolic process
Cellular component (GO): vacuole
Molecular function (GO): gamma-glutamyl-peptidase activity
Source: RefSeq, a predicted model, not a curated record
AUGGUUGUUGCCGUUCGAGGUGUGUUGGCACAGGAAAAUCUUCCAGGAGACCAGUUUGCCCGUGGCUUCUCGUACAUCGCUGCCUCCUAUGUCAAAUACCUGGAGGGAGCUGGGGCUAGGGUCGUACCCAUAAGAAUAAAUCGCACGGAACAAGAAUACACUAACAUAUUCUACUCAAUAAAUGGGUUGUUGCUGCCGGGAGGCGAUGUAGAUCUUCAAACAUCGCAGUUCAGCCGAGCAGCCAAACUCUUCUACGACUUGGCACUGAAGGCCAAUGAUGCUGGGGACUACUUCCCCAUCUGGGGAACAUGUCAGGGCUUCCAGCAGCUGUCCGUCCUCACAGCCAACAAAAACCUGCUAACCCUCACUGAUACCAAGGCUGUGGCUCUACCUCUCACUCUCACACCAGCGGCCCAGUCCAGCCGUCUCUUCCGAAGUUUCCCCAAGGAUCUUCUGCAGUCUCUGGCCGAGGAAAACGUCACUUCCAACUUCCACAGAUGGAGUCUGUCUAUGCAGAACUACAGCCGGAAUGCCAAGCUCAAGAGGUUUUACAAGGUCCUGUCCACUAACAAUGAUGGGAAGAAAGAAUUCAUCUCCACAAUGGAAGCCUACCGCUACCCAUUGUAUGCAGUGCAGUGGCAUCCAGAGAAGAGCCCCUUUGAGUGGAUAGAUAAGCCAGGCAUGAUUCACUCCACCACUGCUGUAAGAGCCUGCUUCUACACUGCCAGCUUCUUUGUCUCUGAAGCCAUGAAGAACCAGCACCAUUUCUCCAGUGCUGUGGAGGAAGAGCGAGCUCUCAUCUAUAACUUCUCUCCCGUCUACAGAGGCAUGCAUGCCAUCUUCGUGCAGAACUAUUACUUUGAUUGAUGGACAGUAUACCGAAGACCAAACGGACCUGGGCUCAGUCUAGUCAGAAUUUGUCAUAAGUAUCGUCAUCUUGGCCCACGUUUAAAACCAAACUUUAUGCUGUCGUCACUUACAGUAGCCUCAAACAUCAAGUCAAUAAUUAGCCGUUUAGCUUAACUUAUUUGCCACAGUGAUUUGGAAUGCAGUGCGAACAGGACAGUGAGGAAACGCAGUGAUAAUUAAUACAAGAACAAUUAAACGUCCUUUUUAGUAAUCACUGGUUGUGUUGAGUCGAAUGGCAGAUAAAGAAAAUAAUACAAAUUUAAUUUAUUUCUUUUAAUCAGUGUUUCUCAAAUGUUUUCAGAACAAGGACCAAAUAUCCCCUAUGCGCAAAAGUUGCUGGACUACACCAUUUAGUUAACAUAGCCAUUCAAUUAGCUUUGUAUGAACUCAUUUGGACAUGGCUUGAAUGUAACAGAUGUUUAUUCAUGCAAAAUAGUUGCUCACUAUAGCUUUAAGUCAUCGAUCUUCAGUUGUCAGGAACCGUUAAACAUUGUUCCUCCGUAUUUCCUUCAGAUGUCUUGCUGAUCGUUCGUGGAGCAAAAUUUGCUGAAAUCCGACAACACAGAAAAAAACAAUUUAAAUAAUAAUGUUAAAGUUUGCACAUGAGUUGAUUUACUGUAAUAUUGAAAAUAACACAUUAGGCUUAGACACAUCCUUAUUAGGCUUUGGAGUUGCUGGCAGAUUUGAGAAACACUGUUUUUAAUUUUUAUUUUUUAUUUUUUUUAUCUGACAAAUAAUGGUUUCAUACCAUCUUCAAUCCAAAUCACCUUAUAGUGUCAUGAUUUGUUUUUUAACAUGGCUGUCGGCCCGACCCAUUAAGGGACAGUAGUAACAUUAAAGGGGCUAUAUUCUAAGCAGAGCUUCUUGGAAUUAGUGCAUUUUCACAUUUGAUCCGUUUCAGCCCUUCAAAAGAACUCAGACUUAUUAGGCAGCAUUUUUUGCGCAUAUGUGAACAAUCCAAAGGAGUGCAGUUCUCAUCAUCUGUGCAUUGUGAACACAACACACUUCAGGUUUGCUUUGCCCUUUUGCUUUUUUGCCAAUGUAUUUUAGCCCUGAGGCCCCAUCAGAGCUGAAGUGGACCAGAAAGAGAACUGAGCCCUUUUUCAAGUAAAUUGACAAUGUGAACCCAAAAAGAACUGAGUCCCUUUUCUGUUGGUUCACUUUUUGGUUCACUUUAAGAGGACUGGGGGCUAGAUUUAUCAAGCCGUUAGCGUUUCCAGGCGCUAAUUGGUCGCAAAGACGGACGUAACCGAUGCGGGCUAUUUACAAACAGGGCGCACUUGGGUAAAAUCGCAGCUUGUCUGCCAC